Molecule: messenger RNA, 1494 nt
Organism: Xyrauchen texanus (razorback sucker)
Lineage: Eukaryota; Metazoa; Chordata; Actinopteri; Cypriniformes; Catostomidae
Product: LIM/homeobox protein Lhx8-like
Exons: 8
Coding region: 122-1081 (319 amino acids)
Biological process (GO): forebrain neuron development; neuron differentiation; regulation of transcription by RNA polymerase II
Cellular component (GO): nucleus
Molecular function (GO): RNA polymerase II transcription regulatory region sequence-specific DNA binding; DNA-binding transcription factor activity, RNA polymerase II-specific
Source: RefSeq, a predicted model, not a curated record
AAUGCGAGGAAAAGUUCCACCCUCACUAAGUUAAAACAUGGUCACGACGUGCAUUCAGCUGCAGGCACCCUAUGGAUUAAAUCUAGCAGAAUACGAGAUCUGAGAGUGAAUAUACUGGACAAUGUACUGGAAAAAUGAACAAACAACAUCGAAAGACAGCCCUGGCAAGAACACCGUCAAAUCUCAGGAGCUGUUUGAAGAAGUAUCGUGUUCUUCGUCGUCGUCUCUGUCGCCCAGCUCUUCACCUCAUGCCAUGACAGAUAAAGCCAUCUGUACCAGCUGUGGAACUGAGAUAGUCGACAAAUAUCUGCUCAAGGUGAACGACAUGUGCUGGCACGUGAGAUGCCUGUCGUGCAGCGUGUGCCAAACAUCUCUGGGCAGACACAUCAGCUGUUAUAUAAAAGAGAGAGAGAUAUUCUGCAAAUUGGAUUACUUCAGGAAAUACGGGACACGUUGUGCUCAUUGUGGCAGGAACAUACAUUCAAAUGAUUGGGUCCGUAGAGCAAAAGGGAACACCUACCACCUGGCUUGUUUCGCCUGUUUCUCCUGUAAGAGGCAGCUGUCCACAGGAGAAGAGUUUGCCUUGGUGGAUGAGAGAGUUCUGUGUCGAGUGCACUAUGAUUGCAUGCUGGACAACCUGAAACGGGCCAUGGAGAAUGGAAAAGGAGUGAAUGUGGAGAGAGCUGUUCCCUCUGAGCAGGAAGUGAAUCAACCUAAGCCGGCCAAGAGGGCACGCACAAGUUUCACAGCAGACCAGCUUCAGGUAAUGCAAGCCCAGUUUGCUCAGGACAACAAUCCAGAUGCACAGACUUUACAAAAGUUGGCAGAAAGAACCGGUCUUAGCCGGAGGGUUAUUCAGGUUUGGUUCCAGAACUGUCGAGCUCGUCAUAAGAAGCAUGUGAGCCCAAAUCACUCGUCCACUGCACCAGUGUCAUCUCUGCAGCCUGCCAGACUAUCUCCGCCUCUAAUAGAUGACCCUCAGUACACCGCUUUCGCCCCUGUGGACACUCCUAUGCUCACUGCUCUACACUCCUAUAUGGAUGGUACCUUAUGCUCUGAUGGGAUAUUACUGUACCACUGAUUCGGUGUAUGGGGCUUGAUUAGUUACGUCCACUCUCCAACUUCACUGGUGCUGCAGCCUCUUUUGUCUCACUCGAUGACACAGCUGCCCAUCAGCCACACCUGAGAUGCCCACUGCGACCACGCUGUCAGUCAGGUCAGAUUCCAGAGGACGGGAUUGGAAAUAUUCACUCUAUUGAUUGAGUCUUGAACAAGACCCAUGCUACUCUUUCAUGGGCACUUACUGAAGGAUAUCGAUCUUGCAAAAAGAUUCAAACAUUUCAACUUAUUGUGAAAAGAGCCUGAAGUUUUUGUUUAAUAUAUAUAUAUAUAUUAUAUAUGGAAUAUAUAAUGUGAUGGAAUAAGUGGCAUUUAAUUUAUUUCUUGUAUGUGACUGAGCACUUUGUUUUAAAAUAAAUUUACCAUGGAGUUAAG